This is a messenger RNA of Aureobasidium melanogenum CBS 110374, 387 nucleotides long. RefSeq lists its product as uncharacterized. Bases 1 to 387 code for a protein of 128 amino acids. The record is from RefSeq and is a predicted model, not a curated record. Lineage: Eukaryota; Fungi; Ascomycota; Dothideomycetes; Dothideales; Saccotheciaceae. The transcript is spliced from 2 exons.
AUGAUGCUUCCGAGAAUUGGACUACAAUGCGUACGCCACGCGCAAUUGCAGAACCCAAAGAGACCAAUAGCUGGAGACAAAGUCAAAUGCCGAUCUCCGAAGAGGAUGACAGGGCAGGCAAACUUUGGUUCAGCCAUCGAACAUAUCGACCAAACUUUCGAACACGUGGUGACCACAAUCUCAGGGCUUGCCUUUGAUCUAUGGAAGGUGUUGUACUGGGAACAAUCAAUCGAUAUCGCUGCAGAAAGUGCUGAGCAGUAUAUGGCCCGAGACGCGCAAUCAGACCUUAUGCAGAGAGAGCGUGUAUAUGAGCCACUCCAACGAGCAAGCGCCGUACCUAGACAGUGUCUGUUGAUGAUAGUCCCCAUGGGGCCUUCCCCUGAGUGA